CAGCACUGCUCGAACAUGUGUUGCUAACACGCGCUUUUGUUUUAUAAAUAUAAACAAAGUUUUGCUUUAACAAAUAAAUGGGUGUUCGUGGCCUGACCAGCUACAUAGCGCAACGUGCCGAGCUCUACCUGAAGCCGCACGAGUUACACAACACUGCACUGGUCAUCGAUGGCGACAACUUGGCCUGCAAUUUGUACAAGGAUGUGACCGGCUGCUAUUCGGCCUUUGGCGGCGACUACGACGACUUCUAUCGCGCCGUCGUCGAGUUCUUCCAGGUGCUCGCCGAGUGCCAGAUCCGCGCCUAUGUCCUCAUGGACGGCGGCUACGAGGAGCGCAAGCUGCGCACCGUCGGCAAGCGGCUGCGCGGCAAGAUUGCGGUCAUCAAGAGGAUAAAUCCGUGCGAUUCGAUCACGCUCUUUCCGCUGCACCUGAAGGAGGUGUUCGUCGAUGCCGUCCGGGACUGCGGCGUGCCCGUCAUGCGCUGCGUCUUCGAGGCGGACGACGAACUGGCCGCCCUUGCCCGCAAGCUCAACUGCCCCGUGCUCUCCUACGACUCGGACUUCUAUAUACACAACGUCAAGUACAUACCCCUCAUCACGCUCACCGUCAAGGUGCUCACCAAGCAGCGCAGCAAGGCGAAGGCAGAGACGCCGCGCCAGCUGCGCCGGCACGAGGCGAAGCAUGUCGAGAAACGCACCAAGGCCAACAAAAUUGUCUCCGGCAUCACGAGCCAGGUCACUGGGAAGACCUCUGCCAAGACUAGCUACAAAUAUCUCGACUGUUGCAUCUAUCGUGUGGAGCAUUUGUGUGGGCGUGGCGCCCUCAGCCCCGAGAAGCUGCCGCUGUUUGCGGCUCUCCUUGGCAACGACUAUAUAGCGCGUUCCGCGUUUCGCAACUUUUUUGCCGCUGGGAUGGGCAAAGCAGGACGCAGUCGCAAAUUGAGGAAGCAGCAGCGAAGGAUUCGCGUCAUUUUGCAGUGGCUGCGCGAACAGACGGCCGAGUCGGCGCUGGCCAAGGUGCUCUCCCGGCUGAAAAAGUUCCAGCGCGAUUCUUUGGUGUCUCAGGUGCAGGCAGCCAUUUCUGGUUAUUCGAAUGAGCUUUGCCACGCCUACGAGUUCUUUGAGAAGCACUACGAGAAUGCAUUUUCCUACGUGGAGGCAGCUAGCGAGGAGGAAGAGGCAGAGGAGAAGGAGGAACUAAGUGAAGAGGGAACCUCGUCUGAUGCGGAAGAGGCAGAGGAGGACGAGGAGCCAGCAGCUGAGCAGCUGGAUGACAAAGAUGUGGAUGUGGAUGAAGAUGUCGAAGAGGAGGAGGAGGAGGAGGAGGAGGAGCAGGAUGAUGCAGAGGAUACACCCGAUGUGGAGGACAAGACGCUGCUGUUUCCGCAAUGGUUUCUCGACAAGCUCUACCCGGCGCAUCUCUCCCGCUACUUUGUGGACCUGCUGCAUCUGCGCAAGUACAUCAACAAUCCGCAAAUCGAGCACUUUCCGUAUCACGAUGCCAACGCCCUGGCCCUGCCCAUACUCAACUACAGCUUCGCCCUGUUGCAUCAUGUGGCAGGCGCCGCAACGCAGCCCAAGCUGGACGCAGAGGGUCAGCCUCUGCCCAUCGAGUACACGUAUUUGACGCGUGCCCUGCGCGUCACGAAUGUGCGCUAUUAUCGCCAGCCCAUCGAGAAGUUGCCCGCCUACGAGUUUGUGCCCGCGGCGCCGGAUGCACGGCAUCUGCGUGCCGUAUUCGAGGCGCAGGUGCCGCACGCGAAUGUGCCGCAGCUUUUUGAGCAGCUGGAGCUGCUGCCGCCGGAUCUGCAGCUGUACGGGCUGGCCAUUGUCUACUGGCUGCACAGGUCGGAGCACUGCGAUAUGCUGCAUCUGCACGCGCUGCUGCUGUGCCUCGUCGUGCUGCGCACCGUGGACGUCACGAUACCCGCCGAGCGGGAUCGCCGCGAGUUCCAGCGUCGCUUUGGCAAGAUCUUGCGGCAGGAGCGUGCCGUGCGCGACAAGGAGGCGGCGGCCGGCGUUAGACGUGGCAUUAAGCCAGCGCUGCUGGAGCUGACGGUGCCGGAGCGCAUGUCGCAGGUGCCCAAGUCGGACUGCUAUCUGGUGCAGGAGCGUCUCUUGCCGCACUUUCACAUGCAGGAAAUCUUCAAGAAGAAGUACGAUCUGUACUCGACGAGCGUGCUGCACGCCUUUGCCGAGUUCCAGUCGGUUGUCUACCAGCUGAAUGGCCUCAAUGCGCUGCUGGAUCGGCCCCUGAGCAGUCCGCGCAUGAAUCAGCUCUACUGCGGCGCCUUCAUCUACAAUCUGUAUGAUUUGCUGCGCAAUCGGUUGGAUGUGCGCUACCAUGUGGAGCAUUUCCUGCUGGCCGAUUCGCGUCUCAUGUUCGACUUCUAUUGCUAUCUGUACGAUUGGUGUGCGGCUUUUGUGCCGCCCUGGAAGCAGCAGUCGGCGCCGGAGCAGGCGGCCGCCAAGGUCGUGGAGAAGAAGCGUCUGAAGAAGCAGCGACAGGCGGCACGUAAAGCGGCUGCGGUUGCCGCCGACGGCGCCGAUCCGAAUGCGGAAAUGCUGCAGAAAACUGAGAACGAAGAGGAUACAUUUUUUGAUUUAAACAACAAAUUCUGUGGCUUAAAAGUGUAAAUAUUUAGUAAAAAGUUUGGUUAACAUUUUCAAA
Drosophila montana is the source of this 2670-nucleotide messenger RNA. RefSeq names its product protein asteroid (gene ast). The transcript has 4 exons. The coding region runs from base 78 to 2636 and encodes 852 amino acids. The record is from RefSeq and is a predicted model, not a curated record. Lineage: Eukaryota; Metazoa; Arthropoda; Insecta; Diptera; Drosophilidae.